AUGUCUCAGCGCGAUGAGAGGGACCAACGUCGCUCAAGGAUCGACGACAGUAAUGCGAGAAGCCGUCGGGUCGAGGCGCCCCUCCUCCCAAUGGGAUCACGUCCAGCAAGAAUAAGCCCCUUCAUUCCGAUCAUCUUAGAAGAAGUCUUGCCUUUCGGGUUCCGGAUUCCCGACCUACCACAGUUUAAUGGGAGCGCAGACCCUCAGGAUCAUAUAAAUAACUUCUAUGCAAAGGUCGACCUUUACGGGCUCACAGAUGCGGCAUACUGCAAAGUCUUCCAGACCACCUUGACAGGCCAAGCGUUGGGUUGGUUUAAUAAACUACCUGGAGGAUCCAUCGACGGGUGGGCGCAGUUGGCGGAGCAAUUCCUUAGCCAGUACUCUAUCAACAAAAAGUACGCCAAAACCGGAAUUUACCUUUUUAAGGUAAUACAACGCGAGGGCGAGGCUCUGAGAGACUAUGUGCAACGGUUCGUCAAUGCGGUGCACGAGGUGCAUUACGUUAACCAUGAAUUACUGGCCGGCAUCUUGAUGAAGAACUUGCGACACGCGCGCUUUCGGGACUCCCUUGCCGGUCGACCUCCCUCAACCUUAGACGAGCUCCUUAGUCGAGCUGAGAAGUAUAUUCGAAUUGAAGAAGCCACAGAGAUGGGGCUGCCCGUAAAGCGAAAACGGGAUGAUCAAGAUAGGCUCUAUCCUCAAAAUCGCAACGAAGACCGGUAUGAGGCAAGGAGGAGAGACGAAAGGCGCCUGGACCGACCUUCAUCCCAUCCCAAGUUUACACCUUUAAAGGCCAAGCUAUUGGACGUGUGGGUGGUGGCAGAGCAAAAAGGCUUAAUCCUUCCUCCCCGACCCAUGAAAGAAAAUCCGAAGCGAAACAAGUCGGAUAAAUACUGCGAGUAUCAUAAGGACCGUGGACACACGACGGACGAAUGUUUCCAACUUAAACAAGAAAUUGAGAGGUUGAUAAAGAAAGGGCACCUUGGAGAGUUCGUGAGCCAGCACCCGAACAAAAAGUUCAAGGGAAAGCCCCAAUUCCAAGGCAAGGACGAUCGACGCGAGCCCCGGAAGGGCCGAGAAGAGGAUAAUUUGCCAACGCAAGGCGUCAUCGCCGUCAUCUCCGGAGGCCCGGCGGGAGGCGACACGCCCAGCGCUCGUCGAGCGUUAAUAAGGGCCGUCAGCGGAUCAACCUCUACGUCAGAACGCCCGGCAGGGCAGAUGCUGCAUAUUUAUUCACCGGAGUCAGAGAUUUCUUUUGGGGACGCCGACCUCGAGGGACCCCGCAACGAUCAUAAUGACGCCUUGGUCAUCUCCGCCUCAAUCUCCAAUUAUUUGGUGAAGAAAAUCCUGAUAGAUGGCGGGAGCUCGGCUGACAUCAUAUACCACGAUGCUUUCGAAAAGUUAGGAAUUUCAAACGCCAAACUAACGCCAGUGAGGACUCCCCUGGUAGGAUUAAGUGGAAGUGUGGUAGAGGCCAUGGGAGAGAUACCUCUGGUCGUGUCUAUAGGUUCAUUUCCGCGAAGGGUCACAAACACCGUAAACUUCUUAGUCGUCAAAGCCCCAUCUACGUACAAUGUGAUUUUGGGGCGACCGAGCAUCAACAUAUUCAAGGCAAUUCCCUCAACUUACCACAUGAAGCUCAAGUUCCCAACGCCUCAUGGCAUAGGGGAGGUGAGAGGUGACCAGCGCAUCGCCCGUGAAUGUUACGCAAAUACCCUGAAGACGCCACAACUUCGAGCCAAGAAUCAGACAGGUGGGGGAGACGACACCCCCGGCCACUUGAAGAGGAAAUGGGUGUUGGCGGUUGAAGAUGAGCGCACCACGGUGUUGGUUAAUCAACACGACGAAAGCAUGAGACUAGCGGCAGUGGAUGAGGUUAAGGAAGUAGAGCUAAUCCCGGGCAACCCAGAGAAACUGCUCAGAGUUGGAGCAAGCCUUGACCCCAAGACAGAAGCCGACCUAGUUGAAUUCCUCCGGAAAAAUGGCGAUGUAUUUGCCUGGACGGCGGCGGACCUAGAAGGAGUUCCCCCUUCCAGGGCAUUACAUCGGCUCGACGUCAACCCAAACCUUAGACCCGUUAAGCAGAAGAAAAGAACCUUUGGCCCCGAGCGGAACAAACAUAUCAAAGAAGAAGUUGACAAACUCUUAGCAGCCGGACACAUUAGGCCCGUCCAAUAUCCGGUGUGGUUGUCUAACGUUGUCCUCGUGGCUAAGGCAGGAGGCAAGUGGCGCAUGUGCGUAGAUUUCACAGACCUCAAUAAAGCAUGCCCAAAGGACCCUUUCCCACUCUCAAGAAUAGACCAAUUGGUGGACUCCACCUCGGGAUGUGAACUUUUGAGCUUCUUGGAUGCGUACCAAGGGUAUAACCAAAUUCAGUUGGCACCGGAGGAUCAGGAGAAGGCCAGCUUUGUUACGGAUCAGGGCAUCUACUGUUACAAGGUGAUGCCUUUCGGACUCAAAAAUGCAGGAGCCACAUACCAAAGACUUGUGAACACUAUGUUUGGCAAACUUAUUGGUCGCAAUAUGGAGGUAUACAUAGAUGAUAUGCUUGUCAAGAGCCUAAAGACCUCGAGUCAUGUGCGAGAUUUAGAUCAAUGCUUCACCAUCCUACGGGAGUACAAGUUAAAGUUAAACCCCUCAAAGUGCACAUUCGGGGUGAGAGGAGGGAAGUUUCUGGGAUACAUGAUUUCACAACGAGGCGUAGAAGCAAAUCCCGCCAAAAUCGAUGCUCUCAUCAAUAUGUCUCCGCCAAAAUCAAUCAAGAAUGUCCAGCAGUUGAAUGGAUGCUUGGCCGCGCUAAACCGGUUUAUUUCCCGCUCGGCCGAGAAAGGACUCCCUUUCUUUAAGGUACUCCGAGAAGGUAAAAACUUCAAGUGGACAGAGGAAUGCCAAAAGGCCUUUGAGGAGCUCAAGCAGUACUUGGCGUCACCCCCUCUCCUGACCAAGCCCAGAGAGGGAGAUGAGCUUCUGCUAUAUCUAGCAACUACGUCAGAGGCAGUCAGUGCAGUUUUGGUACGCGAGGGAGAGAAAGGGCACCAACCUGUUUACUAUGUCAGUCGGGCCCUCCGAGGGGCCGAACAACGGUAUUCGGGGAUAGAACGGCUCGCUUUAGCACUAGUCACCGCAGCCCGGAAGCUACGACCCUAUUUUCAAUCCCACCAGGUAGUGGUCUUGACAAAUUUCCCUUUGAAACAAGUUUUUCGAAGCCCCGAGACGUCAGGUAGGCUAGCCAAGUGGGCAAUCGAGCUAAGUGAAUAUGGGGUAAGUUUCCGGUCCCGACCAGCCAUAAAGGCGCAAGUCCUUGCGGAUUUCCUGGUGGAGAUGGUGUCAAACAAGGCAACGUGCUCUUCCCCAACUUGGACCCUUCACGUUGAUGGAUCUUCCACCAUUGGCGGCAGUGGGGCCGGGAUAUUCAUUCAAAGUCCAGAAGGCGACACCAUGGAAUAUGCCCUUAAGUUGGAAUUCCCGGCAUCCAACAAUGAAGCCGAAUAUGAGUCCCUCGUAGCCGGUUUGAAAUUAUCUCAAGCAGCGGGAGCUAGGAGUUUGUUAAUCUAUAGCGACUCACAGCUAGUGGUAAACCAGGUCACGGGGAUGUACGAAGCCAAAGACGAGAAAAUGGUUAAGUACCUAGACCUUGUGCACAAGCUCAUAGCCGGCUUUGAGAGAGUGGAGGUCAAACAGGUGCCCCGAGCUGAAAACGAAGCGGCUGAUAAACUAGCUCGGUUGGCCAGCUCUAUGUCAAAAAUCGACAGCCGACGAGUCACAUUUCUGUCAUCGGGCCACCCUGAAAUCGAGUCAAGCACGCAAAUCCUCUGCUCCAGCAACACACCAUGCUGGAAAGACGAGAUAACCAAAUAUCUUUCUACGUCAGAAUUGCCUCAAGAUGGAGCGGCUGCAAGAAAAGUAAAGAUAAGAGCCGCCCGUUUCCUACUUAUCGGAGGUGAGCUUUAUAAAAGAGGUUUUUCGGUCCCUUACCUAAAAUGCUUGGCCCCGGAGGAAGCGGAGUACGUCUUGCGCGAAAUUCAUGAAGGCAUCUGUGGUAAUCACUUGGGAGCAAGGGCUCUAGCCGUGAAGGCCUUACGACAAGGAUAUUUUUGGCCAACCAUGCAGCGAGAUGCUAAGUCAUUGGUCGAAAAGUGCCGACCAUGCCAGAUACAUGCCAACAUCUCGCACCUGCCGGGUUCUUUGCUCCACCCGAUUGACAGCCCAAUUCCCUUCGCCCAAUGGGGAAUGGAUUUGGUAGGGCCAUUUCCACCGGCCACAGGGCAACGAAAAUUCCUUAUCGUUGCAGUCGACUACUUUACUAAAUGGGUAGAAGCCGAGCCUCUGGCCAAGAUAGCAGAACCCGACGUCAUUCGAUUUCUCUGGAGAAAUAUCGUCUGCCGUUUCGGAAUACCCCGCGCCUUAAUUUCGGACAAUGGCACCCAAUUCUGCGGGGACAAGGUGGCACAAUGGUGUGAAGGGCUUUCGAUCAAGCAAUUCUUCACUUCGGUGGGAAACCCGCAGGCGAAUGGUCAAACCGAAGUAACAAACAGGACAAUCCUACAACACAUAAAAACGAGGUUAGGAGACGCCAAGGGCGCUUGGGUUGAGGAGUUGCCGAGCGUGUUGUGGGCCUAUCGCACAACCCCACGGAGUUCAACAGGAGAAUCUCCCUUCAAUCUCGCAUACGGAAUGGAGGCAGUGGUUCCGGCCGAAAUAGGACAACCUUCAUGGCGAGUCGCGAACUACUCAAUCCAGCAUAAUGACUCAGCAGUCAGGGCCAGUCUAGAUUUCCUAGGGGAAGUGAGGGAGGCCGCGUCAACCCGGGCGGCGGCCUACAAGGCUAGAAUGGCGCAAGCAUAUAAUCAACGGGUGAAGCCGAGAACAUUUCAGGUCGGAGAUUUAGUACUCCGAAAGGUUGGAAUCUCCAAAGCCGUGGGCAAAUUAGAUCCAAAAUGGGAAGGACCGUACAAAAUAACCCAAGUUGUCAAUGCAGGAGCAUACCGCCUCCAGCAUAUGGAUGGACGCCACCUGCCGAGGACUUGGAAUGUCGGUAAUUUGAAGAAAUAUUUUUCUUAG
Molecule: messenger RNA, 5061 nt
Organism: Erythranthe guttata (spotted monkey flower)
Lineage: Eukaryota; Viridiplantae; Streptophyta; Magnoliopsida; Lamiales; Phrymaceae
Source: RefSeq, a predicted model, not a curated record